CUGAAGAAGGGCAAGAGUGACCCCUACGUCAAGAUCAACAUCGGAGGAGUCAGGUUUAAGAGUCAUGUGAUCAAGGAGAACCUCAACCCUACCUGGAACGAGAUGUAUGAGACGGUGAUGACCCCACAGUCAGGUCAGGAGGUCCAGGUAGAGCUGUAUGAUAAAGACAUGGACAAGGAUGACUUCCUGGGCAGGUGUAACAUCAGUAUGAGAGACAUCAUACACUCCCAGUAUACAGACCAGUGGUACACUCUGAAUGAUGUGAAGUCAGGUCGUCUUCACCUGGUACUGGAGUGGGUACCAACAGUAUCACAACCAGACAGAUUGGAUCAGGUGCUGCAGCUGCAGUCUCUCCAGUCCUACCAGAACAAGGCUGUUCCCUCUGCUGCUCUGCUCUUCAUCUACAUGGACAGAGCCCACUCACUGCCUUUGAAGAAGAGUGGGAAGGAGCCAAAGGCUGGAGCUGAGCUUGUUCUGGGGGAGACAACCUACAGAACCAAGGUGUGUGAACGUACCAACUCCCCCCAGUGGGAAGAGGCUUUCUACUUCCUGGUUCGUGACCCCAGAGAGGAGAUUCUCAUAGUGAAGCUGUCCAGUGCUUGGGAUCAGGCGAUGGGUUCUCUGGUGGUACCAGUCAGAGAGCUGCUGUCACAACCAGAUCUGGUCCUGGAUCAGUGGCUGAGUCUAGAUGGAGCCUCACCCUACAGUCAGAUUCUACUGAGGGCUGAACUCAAGGUGCUGUGUCCCAAGAAGUGUGAGAUUGAUGUGGAGAGGGCAGAUCAACCCAGAGCUCGAGCCACCUCCACUGCUGAACAGAUACUGGAGAGAGAGACAGUGCAGCAGAGGUCUAGUUCAGUGGACACUCCCAGUGCUCCAGCCCCCAGCUCUCCCUAUAUCCCAGCACCAGUACCAGAGCCAGAGGAGGCUAAGAGGGUAACAGCUACUGAGAUGGUAGCUGAGAAGGUACCUGAGGAGGUCACUGAGGAACCCAGUCUUCCUGAAAUACUCCCCAGACACACCAACCCUGAGCCCACCUUUGGCUCUGAGGGGGUGCUGAGAAUCCACCUACUGGAGGCCCAGAAUCUAAUCGCCAUGGACAACCUGAUGGGGGGCCUGAAGAAGGGCAAGAGUGACCCCUACGUCAAGAUCAACAUCGGAGGAGUCAGGUUUAAGAGUCAUGUGAUCAAGGAGAACCUCAACCCUACCUGGAACGAGAUGUAUGAGACGGUGAUGACCCCACAGUCAGGUCAGGAGGUCCAGGUAGAGCUGUAUGAUAAAGACAUGGACAAGGAUGACUUCCUGGGCAGGUGUAACAUCAGUAUGAGAGACAUCAUACACUCCCAGUAUACAGACCAGUGGUACACUCUGAAUGAUGUGAAGUCAGGUCGUCUUCACCUGGUACUGGAGUGGGUACCAACAGUAUCACAACCAGACAGAUUGGAUCAGGUGCUGCAGCUGCAGUCUCUCCAGUCCUACCAGAACAAGGCUGUUCCCUCUGCUGCUCUGCUCUUCAUCUACAUGGACAGAGCCCACUCACUGCCUUUGAAGAAGAGUGGGAAGGAGCCAAAGGCUGGAGCUGAGCUUGUUCUGGGGGAGACAACCUACAGAACCAAGGUGUGUGAACGUACCAACUCCCCCCAGUGGGAAGAGGCUUUCUACUUCCUGGUUCGUGACCCCAGAGAGGAGAUUCUCAUAGUGAAGCUGUCCAGUGCUUGGGAUCAGGCGAUGGGUUCUCUGGUGGUACCAGUCAGAGAGCUGCUGUCACAACCAGAUCUGGUCCUGGAUCAGUGGCUGAGUCUAGAUGGAGCCUCACCCUACAGUCAGAUUCUACUGAGGGCUGAACUCAAGGUGCUGUGUCCCAAGAAGUGUGAGAUUGAUGUGGAGAGGGCAGAUCAACCCAGAGCUCGAGCCACCUCCACUGCUGAACAGAUACUGGAGAGAGAGACAGUGCAGCAGAGGUCUAGUUCAGUGGACACUCCCAGUGCUCCAGCCCCCAGCUCUCCCUAUAUCCCAGCACCAGUACCAGAGCCAGAGGAGGCUAAGAGGGUAACAGCUACUGAGAUGGUAGCUGAGAAGGUACCUGAGGAGGUCACUGAGGAACCCAGUCUUCCUGAAAUACUCCCCAGACACACCAACCCUGAGCCCACCUUUGGCUCUGAGAGGGUGCUGAGAAUCCACCUUCUGGAGGCCCAGAAUCUAAUCGCCAAAGACAACCUGAUGGGGGGCCUGAAGAAGGGCAAGAGUGACCCCUACGUCAAGAUCAACAUCGGAGGAGUCAGGUUUAAGAGCCAUGUGAUCAAGGAGAACCUCAACCCUACCUGGAACGAGAUGUAUGAGACGGUGAUGACCCCACAGUCAGGUCAGGAGGUCCAGGUAGAGCUGUAUGAUAAAGACAUGGACAAGGAUGACUUCCUGGGCAGGUGUAACAUCAGUAUGAGAGACAUCAUACACUCCCAGUAUACAGACCAGUGGUACACUCUGAAUGAUGUGAAGUCAGGUCGUCUUCACCUGGUACUGGAGUGGGUACCAACAGUAUCACAACCAGACAGACUGGAUCAGGUGCUGCAGCUGCAGUCUCUCCAGUCCUACCAGAACAAGGCUGUUCCCUCUGCUGCUCUGCUCUUCAUCUACAUGGACAGAGCCCACUCACUGCCUUUGAAGAAGAGUGGGAAGGAGCCAAAGGCUGGAGCUGAGCUUGUUCUAGGGGAGACAACCUACAGAACCAAGGUGUGUGAUCACACCAACUCCCCCCAGUGGGAAGAGGCUUUCUACUUUCUGGUUCGUGACCCCAGAGAGGAGAUUCUCAUAGUGAAGCUCUCCAGUGCUUGGGAUCAGGCAAUGGGUUCUCUGGUGGUACCAGUCAGAGAGCUGCUGUCACAACCAGAUCUGGUCCUGGAUCAGUGGCUGAGUUUGGAUGGAGCCUCACCUGACAGUCAGAUUCUACUGAGGGCUGAGCUUAAGAUCCUGAACUCGAAGAUGACUGAGGGUGUUGGGGUACCACAAGGCUCUGUCUCUGGUCCAGAAACUAUUAUGAGUGGGAGUUACAGUGAGGAGGAAGAACCAAGCACCAGUGAGCAGCCAGUUACUACAACCAUUGAGGAGGACCAACACAGUGAGAUUCCCUCUGAAGAAUCUGUUGCAGUCUCCAGCCAACCCUCUAUCUCUGAACCUGAGGAAGCAGAGGUGGUCUUUGAGGUCCCCAAAGAAGACCCCAGCCCUCCUGAGACACUCCCCACACACACCACCCCUGACCCUAGAUUUGAUACUGAGCUAGCAGAGCCAGAAGAAACUAUCACCAUCACCCAACAGUCAGUCACAGCAGACACUGAGGAGCUCCAACCCUGGCAGGGGCCAAUGGCAGGGUCUGGUACAGAGGACAUUGCCAGAGCUACAGUGUCUAGCCUUCCUUUUGUGUCUGUACCUGAGGAAGCUGAGGCCAUGCCUACUGUCAUCCCUGAAACACGCCCUCCUCACACUACCCCUCACCCAAGCUUUGGCACUGAGGGGGUGCUAAGAAUCCAUGUACUGGAGGCCCAGGAUCUGGUUGCCAUGGAUAAGCUGAUGGGGGGCCUGAAGAAGGGCAAGAGUGACCCCUAUGUCAAGAUAAACAUUGGAGGGGUCAAGUUUAAGAGUCAUGUGAUCAAGGAGAACCUCAACCCCACCUGGAACGAGAUGUUUGAGACGGUGCUGACCCCCCAGGCUGGUCAGGAGGUCCAGGUAGAGCUUUAUGAUAAAGACAUGGAUGCUGAUGACUUCCUGGGCAGGUCUAUGAUUAGGCUGAGUGAUGUCAUUAGUUCCCAGUACACAGACCAGUGGUACGCUCUGAAUGAUGUGAAGUCAGGUCGUCUUCACCUGGUACUGGAGUGGGUACCAACAGUAUCACAACCAGACAGACUGGAUCAGGUGCUGCAGCUGCAGUCUCUCCAGUCCUACCAGAACAAGGCUGUUCCCUCUGCUGCUCUGCUCUUCAUCUACAUGGACAGAGCCCACUCACUGCCUUUGAAGAAGAGUGGGAAGGAGCCAAAGGCUGGAGCUGAGCUUGUUCUGGGGGAGACAACCUACAGAACCAAGGUGUGUGAACGUACCAACUCCCCCCAGUGGGAAGAGGCUUUCUACUUCCUGGUUCGUGACCCCAGAGAGGAGAUUCUCAUAGUGAAGCUGUCCAGUGCUUGGGAUCAGGCGAUGGGUUCUCUGGUGGUACCAGUCAGAGAGCUGCUGUCACAACCAGAUCUGGUCCUGGAUCAGUGGCUGAGUUUGGAUGGAGCCUCACCUGACAGUCAGAUUCUACUGAGGGCUGAACUCAAGAUCCUGAACUCGAAGAUGACUGAGGGUGUUGGGGUACCCCAAGGCUCUGUCUCUGGUCCAGAAACUAUUAUGAGUGGGAGUUACAGUGAGGAGAAGGAACAAAUCACCAGUGAGCAGCCAGUUACUGCAACCAAUGGGGAGGAGCAACACAGUGAGGUGCCCUCUGAGGAAUCUGUUGCAAUCUCCAGCCAACCCUCUAUCUCUGAACCUGAGGAAGCAGAGGCGGUCUUUGAGGUCCCCAAAGAAGACCCCAGCCCUCCUGAGACACUCUCCACACACACCACCCCUGACCCCAGCGUUGAUACUGAGAUAGAGGAGCCAGAAGAAACUGAGGAACCUAUCACCAUCACCCAACAGUCAGUCACAGCAGACACUGAGGAGCUCCAACCCUGGCAGGGGCCAAUGGCAGGAUCUGGUACAGAGGACAUUGCCAGAGCUACAGUGUCUAGCCUUCCUUUUGUGUCUGUACCUGAGGAAGCUGAGGCCAUGCCUACUGUCAUCCCUGAAACACGCCCUCCUCACACUACCCCUCACCCAAGCUUUGGCACUGAGGGGGUGCUAAGAAUCCAUGUACUGGAGGCCCAGGAUCUGGUUGCCAUGGAUAAGCUGAUGGGGGGCCUGAAGAAGGGCAAGAGUGACCCCUAUGUCAAGAUAAACAUUGGAGGGGUCAAGUUUAAGAGUCAUGUGAUCAAGGAGAACCUCAACCCCACCUGGAACGAGAUGUUUGAGACGGUGCUGACCCCCCAGGCUGGUCAGGAGGUCCAGGUAGAGCUGUAUGAUAAAGAUAUGGAUGCUGAUGACUUCCUGGGCAGGUUUAUGAUUAGGCUGAGUGAUGUCAUCAGUUCCCAGUACACAGACCAGUGGUACACUCUGAAUGAUGUGAAGUCAGGUCGUCUUCACCUGGUACUGGAGUGGGUACCAACAGUAUCACAACCAGACAGACUGGAUCAGGUGCUGCAGCUGCAGUCUCUCCAGUCCUACCAGAACAAGGCUGUUCCCUCUGCUGCUCUGCUCUUCAUCUACAUGGACAGAGCCCACUCACUGCCUUUGAAGAAGAGUGGGAAGGAGCCUAAGGCUGGAGCUGAGCUUGUUCUGGGGGAGACAACAUAUAGAACUAAAGUGUGUGAUCGCACCAACUCCCCCCAGUGGGAUGAGGCCUUCUACUUCCUGGUUCGUUACCCCAAAGAAGAGAUGCUCAUAGUGAAGCUCUCCAGUGCUUGGGAUCAGGCGAUGGGUUCUCUGGUCGUACCAGUCAGAGAGCUGCUGUCACAACCAGAUCUGGUCCUGGAUCAGUGGCUGAGUCUGGAUGGAGCCUCACCUGACAGUCAGAUUCUACUCAGGGCUGAGCUCAAGAUUCUGGACUCUAAAAUGGUGGAGCUGAUAGGUCAGGGAACUCUGCCGUGCGCUGCAGGAAACUGUGGGCAGGUGAAGCUGUCUCUGUCCUAUGCCUCAAAGAAGAAGAAACUCACCAUCACAGUCCACGCCUGCAGGGAUCUAGAGUCGUCCAGUAAAGACGGUCUAGACACCUACGUCUCCCUCAUGCUGCUGCCAGACAAAAGCAAGGCCACCAAGAGGAAGACAAGCAUCAAGAAGAGAGACCUUAACCCAGAAUAUAACGAAAGGUUUGAGUUUGAGCUGUCUGUGGAGGAGGCCAGGCGCAGGCAUCUGAGUGUGUCGGUGAAGAACAGCAAAGCCUCCUUCAGGAGCAGCGAUCUCAUUGGACAGGUGCAGAUAGAGAUGGCUCAGAUUGACCUGGCCUCUGGGGUCACAGAAUGGUUUGACUUGAAAGAGGAAGCUGAAUAGUGGAUCUGUCUGCAGCUGUCAUACCUGUUAUACCACAGGGUUAAAGUUCACAUGUACAGCCGAACUCACGCUGAUGCCUUCCCCCACUUACCUACCACACCUACCACUGCUGCAGCCUGCCCUGUCCUAUCACCUGUCUGUCUGUUAAUGUCUAUCUCUAUAUAUCCACAUAUCAAUAUUAUCACUAAAGACAGGGUAACUCAAUAGGUCAGACAACCUGGAUUGGACCAGGAGAAAGUCUGUAUUAUAUAGUUUCAUCUGAAGUUUAUACCUAGUAUUAAUAGAUAUGAAGUAAUAGUUAAGGUCAAAAUGUGUAUAUACUUAUGAAAAGGUUGAGGGUUAUACCUGCAUACUUUAAGAACUGAUGAGGGUUGUUAUACCUGUUUAUGAAAGUUACUUUUGAAGUUUACUUUAAUAACUUGUUAGGGUUAUUUGAAGAUUAAAUGAAGGUUAUGUGUAGCUCAAUUGGUAGAGCAUGGCGCUUGUAACGCCAGGGUAGUGGGUUCGAUCCCCGGGACCACCCAUACGUAAAAAUGUAUGCGCACAUCACUGUAAGUCGCUUUGGAUAAAAGUGUCUGCUAAAUGGCAUAUUUUUAAAAGGUUAAUGUACUAAUGAAUGAUAGCUACAUGCACUUAUCUUGCUAGAGUAAUAUAUCAGUAAGGAAGGAGUUAAUGUUAUCAAGGUAAAGAGACUCUUGCCUGAACCAGGAAGUGAAUAAGGACCAGCAAAAUGCAUUGUCAGGAUACGGUAUUAGAUUGUUAUUUGAUAAUACCAAAGUAACAAACAUUAUGGAAGAUAUAUCAGGGAAUUCCAUGAUAUAUUAUGGAAUGUUGUUUGUUGUGGAAUAUUGUUAAGUAUGUCAAUACUAAUAGAAGGAUAAUGAGGAAGUGAAAUUUAAAGUACAGUAUUAUGUUUUAGAUACAGUAUGAGUCCUUGCAUAUUCAGUCUCAUGUAAUCAGAUAUCAAAUCAAAUGUAUUUAUAAAGCCCUUUUUACAUCAGCAGAUGUCACAAAGUGCUUAUACAGAAACCCAG
Coregonus clupeaformis (lake whitefish) is the source of this 7142-nucleotide messenger RNA. RefSeq lists its product as uncharacterized. The transcript is spliced from 57 exons. Bases 103 to 6108 code for a protein of 2001 amino acids. NCBI's taxonomy places the organism in Eukaryota, Metazoa, Chordata, Actinopteri, Salmoniformes, Salmonidae. Gene Ontology annotation, biological process: lipid transport. The record is from RefSeq and is a predicted model, not a curated record.